AUGACAACACAUUGUGCAGAGAUAAAGGACAGAGGAAAGCAAUAGGUUGGCAAAGCGUUGGGUUCAGCAGCAGCAGCGAGAAGAGAAGAAAAGACUAGGUGUACCAUGUCUGUGUCUCCCCCUGAGGUGUGGCACACUGAUGUCUCCCUAGCGGCAGAAAACCUUGACAGAAAGUCCCUGCCUGGACUGGAGUGCACCAUCUGCUUCAAUAGCUACGAUAAUACCUUCAAGACCCCCAAACUGCUGGCGUGUACGCAUGCUUUCUGCUUGGAAUGUCUGGCCAGGUUGGUGGCCGUCAUGCCCAACAAACAGCCGGCCAAUAUCAUCUGUCCGCUGUGCAGGCAGCCAACGGUCAUUCCCGAACAAGGGACCCCCGCCUUAAAUACUAGCCAGGACUUGCUGGCCAAACUCCCACCACAGCUGCGAUUGGAAGAGUCUAUGUGGGUAGAGGGCAGAAAAUUGUGCUGCAAGAGGUCGGCGGAUUCUGAUGACGGCAAAUCCGACCUGUGUGUCUGUAUUGACAUUGGUGAAGCAAAACCGGACGCCUCUGUUCCGGCGAGGCCAGGCAGUUUCGGCUGCUCUGAUAUGUUUGGAGACUGGAAGAAAGUGGUCCUGUUCCUCAUGGUGGUGGUGAUUCUCUGUGCUGUUGUGCUCUGGCCUCUACAGUGUAUGAUUAUGAGCGGAAACCUCAGGUGUGCCAAAGGGCCAGAUGGCCAACCACCUACCCCAGUGACGACCACUACUUUUAUGAAGACCAUUAGAGUAUAGUAUAACAUACAUUAAACAGACUGCAAAGACACUAGAACUACGGUCUAUAUUGAGCCUGAAGUGCAAACCUGAGAAUGUAUAACCACAUUCCCGAGUCUCUUUGUGACAAGAGAAAUGCUUUUGACUCGACUUGAAUUCCCUAUUUCAAGUGGAGUGAAGAUCGAUGCAAUCUCAUCUCAAAGAGCACAUUUGACAACAUCAACAGAACUUAUUCAAUAAGUAGAGUCCUGUCGUAAUACAGCAGGUGGUGUGGGGGGGCAUUAAAAUCCCAACCAGUGUGACGCGAUUGCCAGUCAACCCUUCUACAUUCUCUGUGUCUGCAUUCAGAAAACCAGUUGGCAUUUUGAAGCGCGCCAGCUGGCUUUCUGCACUGCAUUGUUUUUGUUUUGGGUAGAUGUCAGUGUCCACACCCUGAUGAGUGAAUUGAUAUAAUGGCUGUUUUUCGCUGUAACUUGUUUGACAAAACUCGUGCUUAGUGCUUAAUAGAAAUUAGCCACUUCUAGUCGGGUGCCACUCUUUAUACAAGUUGGAACUGUUUUUGGGGUUCAAUUCACUGAUCACUUGUCUUUAUACUACCUUAUAGCAACCGUGGGCUACACCUGGAAGUUCUGAAUGUUUUCCUGUUCCGUCCAAAGAUUGUUCUCAGGGGGACCUUUAAUGAUGUAAUUACACGUUUUUUGAUGACAGAUUUGCACUUUUUUUUAAACAAAUGAUAUAUUUCUGGAAAAUGGGAGAGGAAUUUUUAAUGUAAACAUUGCUGGCAAUUCCACUGCAGCCAUUGUUUGUAUCUUUAUCUCACUGCGUCUUUAUACACACACUUGUUUACUAAAUGGGAGCUCUUUCUUCUUAAAAUCUUGAUGCUGCCACAAUUACUUUGACAAUCCAGUGCUUAAAAAUAUGAAUCCUUCCUGAACUGCAAGAGGCACACGGUGAUGUUUACCUGUGAUUUUUUUUUGUGAAUUGGUUGCUGUUUACCUUGUGAUCAGCCGGGUGGGUACCUGACACGUGGAUGUCUUCCACUGUACCGCUCUCCUGUGCGAUUGGCAUAUGCGUGGCUGCUUUUCGUUCGGUGUGCUCUCACUCGCGCUCUCCUGAGAAAGAUGCGUCCUGCUCACUUCAUUCUGGCAAUACUUUUGUGCUUCCCUUCCAGAAACAUAACAGCAUUUACUGGUUAUGGAGGGAGUGGUUGUGCUGAUAUUUGCGCCGCCCUAACUGCUGAACCUAUGCAUUUGCCGAAGCGCUACGAAGAUUCCUGCUGCUUUUCCACCACUUAGGGCCAUUCGGUUAGGUCUUUGGCUUUUUUGCUAAGUUAUCAGGAGCUGAGCGAGAAGAUCGCGGUGACUGGUCAGCCUCUCUCGCCCUCCGAGUGAGCCACUUGGCUCAUUCCACCCACAGUCUGUUUGGUUACUGACAACCACAGAGGUUGUUGACUUGAUGGAUCUUUUGCAUCUGUAACCCCCCCCCCCAGGAUAUUUUGGAUUAGUUAUACGCUCAGGAAUUUACCUUUUAAAUGCCCACAUCUACUUCAUUGGCACAAUUUGAUCGUGUCCGGACUGACUCAGCCUAUUUUUAAUAUGAAUGAGGUUUUAACUUCCCAUUGAACUUGGCAUGAAACUAAACACAAUUUAUCAAGUGGUGAAGGCCUUUGAAGAGAUGAUUGUAAGAGUCAAUUGGUUAAAUGUUUUAUUUAAUCUCGGGCACCAAUUACAUGGUUUUUUUAAAAGGGAAACUAGCAAUUAAUGUUCAGUUUGAUUGCUAAGAUGGUGUUUUUAAGAUCGAAAAGGGUAUUUGUGCCUCAAAAUACAGAUAUAAAGGUCAAACAAAUGGCCCAGUAACGUUUGUUCAGUAUCAGCAAAUUGUGGUGCUUCAAUGUAUUAUGCAAAGCA
This is a messenger RNA of Callorhinchus milii (elephant shark), 2654 nucleotides long. RefSeq names its product RING finger protein 223. The record is from RefSeq and is a predicted model, not a curated record. NCBI's taxonomy places the organism in Eukaryota, Metazoa, Chordata, Chondrichthyes, Chimaeriformes, Callorhinchidae. Gene Ontology annotation, biological process: protein ubiquitination. Gene Ontology annotation, molecular function: ubiquitin protein ligase activity. The transcript has 2 exons. The coding region runs from base 106 to 768 and encodes 220 amino acids.